GAAAUUGGGAAAAAUGGAAGAGCUGAGCAUGCCUCGCUGUUUUCCCGCAAAACCAGACCGGGGAGUCUCUCUCUCUCUCUCUCUCUCUCUCCCUCUCUCUCCACGCUGAUUCUCUUCGUCUUCUUCUGCUCAUUACCUUCUCUCGAGCUAUAUCCAUGGCGUUUGCAUGCUGAAGCAAAUCGCAGAUGGAUCACAAGAUGAAUCACUCAUUGAGCUGCUCGAGAUUCACGACGCUGACCGUGGCGGCAGUCCUGAUCCAGCUGGUCGGCCUCUCCCUCUUCAUCUUCGGCUUCUUCCCCAUCAAACCUGCUCUCUCCGGGAUCAGCGGACCAGAGAGUUUCCGCCCCCCGUGGGAUGAUGUGGGCAAGAAUCGGAGUGUGGCCGCUCUACCUCCCGAGCAGCUGCGUCGACUUUAUCAGGAAUUAUCUGAGCUUCCUUCUUCAUUCGACCGGCUAAUCCUGAUGGUGAUUGAUGGCCUUCCAGCAGAAUUUAUUCUUGGAAAGGAUGGUGACCAUCCCAAGAAGGCUUUUGUGGAGGCGAUGCCCUAUACUCAGACCUUACUAUCUACUGGAGUAGCAGUUGGUUUUCAUGCAAAGGCUGCACCUCCAACUGUCACCAUGCCAUGUUUGAAGGCUAUGGUUUCUGGGGCAAUUCCGGGAUAUCUGGAUGUUGUAUACAAUUUUAAUACUCAAGCAUUGCAAGAUGACAAUAUUAUUGGUCAACUUUUUCGCACUGGGAGAAAGAUAUGGAUGUUUGGCGAUGAUACUUGGCUUAAGUUGUUUCCAGGAUUGUUUACUCGAACCGAUGGUGUCAGCAGUUUUUUUGUCAAAGACACCGUUGAAGUUGAUCGAAACGUCUCUCGACAUUUGGGAGAUGAGCUUAUGAGAGAUGACUGGGAUAUUAUGAUUCUCCAUUAUCUAGGCUUGGAUCAUGUCGGCCAUAUAGGCGGUCGUAAAAGUGUUUUAAUGGCACCAAAGCUCAAGGAAAUGGAUGAAGUGAUUGAAAGGAUCCAUAGUACUAGUCAGAUGCAAGAUGAAGAUAAAGGACGGACACUUUUGGUGAUUGUAAGUGAUCAUGGCAUGACUGAGGAUGGUAACCACGGGGGAUCUUCAUAUGAAGAGACUGACUCUUUAGCUCUUUUCAUUGGAUUAAAAGAUCAAAUGCAUGGGCUUGCAGGACAACAGAGUAUUACGGUUGAUCAGGUAGACAUUGCACCAACAUUAGCUGCUCUUUUCAAUGUUCCAAUACCUAAAAACAACAUCGGAGUGCUGAUACAAGACACCCUUGAUUUUAUGUCAGAAGAGCAGCAGUUGAGGGCGAUGGAAUUGAAUUCAUGGCAAUUGCUUAGUUUAUUACAAGUUCAGUUACCUGGUAUGAGAUGCAUUAAUUUCAACAAAGAGUUGGUUGUUAGUAAGUGCAGUGGAAGCGUGGAGAAAAAAUUUUGUUGUCUAUAUCAAAAUGCUGCUGCUCUUCACAGAUCCUGGGUGUCCAAAAAAAUGUCCAUGUCAAACAGGAGGAAGGACUACAUUAGAGCUGCUGCAGCGUAUCACGAGUUUCUGAAGACUGCAAGUGAGUGGUUAGCACGAAGAGUCACUGAUAAACCUGUAGGGCUACUUGCUCUUGGAGUAUCAGCGAUGCUAUUAUCUAGUGUAAUAUUACUGGGCCUAUUAUUUCAUUUGAACAAAGCUGUCUCUAUUGAAGGGGAGGCAAACCUCCUUAAAAGAGAAAGUAGGCCCCACUUGCGGGGUUUGGAUGAAUUUUUCAUUGUUGUUGCUACAGUAGGGCAUGCCAUUAGCAUGGGAUCAAGUUCAAUGGUAGAGGAAGAGCAAUACAACUGGCAUUUUUUGACAUCAACACUUUGUCUGUUGCUACUCCGUGAAGCAUUACAGGUCUUUCCAGCAGUAAGAAUGCAACAUCCAAGUCACAAUGAAAGAGCUGGUUGUCAAUUUUAUUCUGUCUUAGCAUUGAUUAUUUCAGGAAGAAUCAUGAGAGGUUGGCAUCAAGGCGGUGUAAACUGGACUAAUCUUCCUGACAUUUCUAAGUGGCUUGAACUGAGAGGAAAUGAAUAUGUGAAGUAUACUCAGAUUGUGGCCUUUGUCUUGGUAAUGAGCUUAGGCUUGUUUGCUUUGUCCCUUAUAUGGAAAAGGAUAAAAGAGGUUUUAGCAAUUAUGUUCAGUCUUUUGGUGCCGGGUUUGUUGGUUCUGAAACAUGUGAUAGAAUUUCAAGACAACACAGUCACUUCAUCGGGCAGUGGUGCAACUUUAUCGGCUCAAAAAAUCUACACUACUCUGAUGAUCAUUUCUGUGGGGACUAUUGUAGCCUUUCCAUGGUUCGUUCUUACUAAGAAAAAUAAGAAUUCCUCAAGUUGUAGUAUCAGCUCGUCUACUUCUGUUCCCUCCAACGCCAUCAUGAAAGUUCUGCUGCAUGAGAUCAGGGAUUCUUUAUAUGUGAUUGGGUGGGCACUGCUACUUUGUUGGUGCCUUGUUCAACUCUUGCUCCAACAGCCCGUCAGUUCGAUGCCCAUCUCGAUUCUUCUCUUUCAGAUCUACUUAAUUAUGCUGUACUCUUCAACUACUGGGCCACCAUAUAAGCAAUGGGUUGAGGUAUCUACUUUGUACUACUUAGGGAUGGUAGGCCAUUAUUCUAUGGGGAACAGCAACGCUCUUGCUACGAUUGAUGUUGCUGGUGCAUUUAUUGGCACUUCAAGUUACUCCACGUUGGUCUCUGGCAUCUUGAUGUUUAUGAUAACCUAUGCGUCGCCCAUGCUAUUUCUUCUGAGUAUAUUGGUGCACAUUUCUGUGAAGGACGUCAGUGUUGCUCUGCAGGGCUCUGAUUCCAGACAGCUACUGAAGGCGAUGCUUGGAUUUCCUUGUCUUGUUCCUCUGGGGUUGAAUUCCGUCUUACUGGCUGCUUAUACCAUUGUCCUGUUGUUAAUGAGAAACCAUUUAUUCGUCUGGAGCGUCUUCUCCCCAAAGUUCUUGUAUGUUGCUGCUGCUACUGUGUGCAUUGACGUUGGAGUCUUUAUAGUGGCUGCCACUGUAACUUAUGCAUAUGCAAUUAUUGCUUCUACUGGGAAGCCCAAAGGCCAGCAGGCAUAAUGCAAGCUUUUGUGGUCAGUGACAUGACUAGCUAUUGUCUCUCGCGGACCAGAUCCUCACGGUCUAUGUUGUCCGGCUAACUGAGGUAUCAUGGGCCUCUUAAAUUAUCUGGCUAAGCUAACACUUCUAGGACAGCCCUCACAUGACGAAUUGAGACCUUCCACUGUCAAGUAGUAGGUUCAAAUUUUGCUAUUAAACAGCAUGUAUUUGCUUCUCAUGAAUGUUCCGGUUGAGGUAGAUGAUGGUAUAGCAUAGUCGGUUUUCCUUUCUUGGAAUGAUUCAGUGUACAAGGUUUUACUUUUUGAGAUAAAAUUAGCAUUUGUCCUCUGUUGCAAAUGGCUUCUUAAGGAAAGAUACGGCUUUUCUGCGAAA
Punica granatum (pomegranate) is the source of this 3470-nucleotide messenger RNA. NCBI's taxonomy places the organism in Eukaryota, Viridiplantae, Streptophyta, Magnoliopsida, Myrtales, Lythraceae. The record is from RefSeq and is a predicted model, not a curated record.